CCACUAAAACUUGUAGUGGCUUAGCUAUAUCAAUUCUAUAUCUGUUUUUGAACAUGAGUUCAGCUACAACCAGAAAGCCUCAUGCAGUAUGUGUACCAUUCCCAGCACAAGGCCAUGUUAGCCCCAUGAUGCAACUGGCCAAGCUUCUAUACUCAAGAGGCUUCCAUAUCACCUUUGUCAACACUGAGUUCAACCAUAGAAGGUUGGUUAGGUCCAAGGGACCAGACUCAGUUAAGGGCUUGCCCGACUUCCGGUUCCAGACCAUACCGGAUGGUUUGCCACCAUCAGACCACGACGCAACCCAAGAUGUCCCUCCGUUAUGUGACUCAACCCGAAAAAACUGUUUGGCUCCAUUUAAAGAUUUGUUAGCUAAGCUGAAUUCAUCAGCAGAUGUGCCUCCUGUUUCGUGCAUAGUUUCGGAUGGAAUCAUGAGCUUUGGCAUAGAAGCAGCCAAAGAUUUUGGCAUUCCAGAGGUUCAAUUUUGGACCGCCUCUGCAUGUUCCUUCAUGGGAUAUCUGAAUUUUCGUGAAGUCGUCAAAAGACGCAUUAUUCCAUUUAAAGAUGAAAGCUUCCUAGUCGAUGGUACUCUUGAUACACCUAUUGAUUGGAUCACCGGCAUGAGAAACAUUCGGCUGAAGGACCUGCCAAGUUUUGUUAGGAACAAUGACCCCAACGACACCAUGUUUGACUUCCUGGGAGAGGAAGCACAGAACUGCUUAAAUGCUCCUGCAAUUAUUUUAAACACUUUUGAAGCAUUCGAACAAGAAGUAUUGGAGGCGAUCACAGCUAAGUUUCCUAGAAUUUACACUACAGGUCCUCUUUCCUUGCUAGAAAGGUAUGUGACUGAUCCCAAAGUCAAGUCAAUUAAUUCAAGCUUGUGGAAAGAAGACUCAGCAUGUCUUGAAUGGCUAGACCAAAGAGAACCUAGCUCAGUUGUGUAUGUGAACUAUGGAAGUGUAACAAUAAUGUCUGCACAACACUUGAAAGAAUUUGCUUGGGGGCUUGCAAAUAGUAAGCACCCAUUUUUAUGGAUUGUUCGACCUGAUGUUGUAAGGGGCCAUUCAGCGUUGUUGCCUCCAGAAUUCUUUGAGGAGACAAAGGAUAGAGGAUUUGUAGCGAGUUGGUGCACACAAGAACAAGUCCUACUACACCCAUCAGUUGGUGCUUUUUUGACACAUUGUGGAUGGAAUUCUAUGAUGGAAAGUGUUUGUGGAGGUGUGCCUGUGAUCUGCUGGCCUUUCUUUGCUGAUCAACAAACCAAUUGCCGGUAUGCUUGCACUGAGUGGGGGAUAGGAAUGGAGGUAGAUCAGGAUGUAAAGCGUGGCGAAAUUGAAGCUCUUGUUAAGGAAAUGAUGGAAGGGGAUAAAGGGAAGCAAAUGAGAAGCAGGGCUCAGGAUUGGAAGAAGAAAGCUGAAGAUGCUACUGAUAGUGGGGGAUCAUCUUUUAACAACUUUGACAGAUUCAUGAAGGAGGCCCUCCAUUUUGAGAGCAACUAGUAAAAACAGUUGGGGAAUUUGUUUAGGUUUUCUGGGGUUUUUUUACUUGGGAUGUGUUUGAAAAUUAAACCAAAUUCAUGAAUCAACUUAAGUGUGGAAUACAUGAACUAUCUCAUUGGGAGAUGAAACACUUGUGUUAAAGUUAGUGUUUUAUUUAUUGUCUCGUCUUUUGUGUCUUUCUAGAGUCAUGCAAUAGUGCCUAUAAAUACAUGUUCUUGAAUUCUUUUGUAAGUAAGAAGUGAGAAAGAAAAUAUUUUAGAAUUUGAGAGUUUCAUAUAAAAGUUGUUUGUGUUCUCCUUCUUCA
This is a messenger RNA of Cornus florida, 1800 nucleotides long. RefSeq names its product linamarin synthase 2-like. Gene Ontology annotation, molecular function: UDP-glycosyltransferase activity. The record is from RefSeq and is a predicted model, not a curated record. The transcript is spliced from 2 exons. The coding region runs from base 54 to 1496 and encodes 480 amino acids. NCBI's taxonomy places the organism in Eukaryota, Viridiplantae, Streptophyta, Magnoliopsida, Cornales, Cornaceae.